AUGAAUUUCGGAGUUCCAGCAAAUUCACUGUUGUUGUUCCGUGCUUGCGACGAGGGCGACUAUGAAAGCGCAAAGCGGAUUCUUGAGCCUGCUGGGAAUGAAUCGGGGAGGCAGUCCAGAACACGUUUGGAUUCCGUCUCGGAGUGUAAUGUGGACUCCGUCCGGGGAGGACCACCUCUUGUGCCCGUAGAUUGUACCGACGAAGAAGGCAACACGGCCUUACAUUUUGCCUCCGCUAGUGGGCACGAACAGCUAGUCAGAUUUUUACUCCGAAAAGGGGCGUCAGUGGAUAGCAGGAAUAACUAUGGCUGGACACCGCUCAUGCAAGCAGCGAGGUUUGGACAUCUAAACGUGGCUCACAUCUUGCUGGAGAAUGGAGCAGAGAUCAAUGGCAGGAAUCGCAUGGGUGCUAGCGUGCUCACAAUGGCAGCCCGUGGAGGCCACACUCAUGUGGCCAAACUCCUCCUUGAGAAUGGAGCCUUUGUGGACGAAUUUGACCACCUUUCUGCAGUUGAAGGAAAUACUAACGGCAAUAACAGUAACCACAGUGAUAAUGGGAAGAACUUCUUAGAUAUUACAUCCUUAUUGGUUAGUGCUCAGCAUGGUCAUGAGGCCAUGGUGAGACUGCUUUUAGAGUGGGGUGCUGAUGUGAACUUUUCUCAGAAGACGACGGGCUCAAGUGCGCUAAUGCUGGCCACGUUGAACGGGAAGGCUAGCAUAGCUCAGCAGCUAGUAGAGCGAGGUGCUGACCCUGACCAUAUCAAUGUUUUGUCUAAAACGGCUUUUGAAGUGGCACUACAGCUUAAACAUAAAGAGGUGAAAAGCUAUCUUGACUCAAUUACAACAGUUCGUCCACAACCAGAUGCUGAAAAGAAAAGACCUGAUGUUUUCAGUGCUUUAAAGCUAGGAAAUGCUCAGCUGGUGAAGGAGAUAUUAGAAGAGGAUCCAUCGCAGGUGAACAUGGCUAAUGCAGAUGGAGCAUCUCCUUUAAUGAUUGCAGCUGUGAGUGGACAGCUAGAGGUGGUGCAGCUGCUGGUGGAGAAGAAUGCAGACAUUGACAAACAGGAUGGGGUCCAUGGCUGGACAGCUCUUAUGCAGGCCACAUAUCAUGGGAAUAAGGAUGUCGUGAAAUAUCUGCUGAAUCAGGGAGCUGAUGUAAAUCUAAGAGCCAAAAAUGGAUAUACAGCCUUUGAUCUUGUGAUGCUAUUAAAUGACCCAGACACUGAGCUGGUGAGGCUUUUGGCUUCUGUGUGUAUGAUGGUAGAUAAAGACAAGAGUAAACACAGAGGCAAGACGCUGAUCAAGAAGCGCCUGUCUGCCAAUGUACCGGAACCACCAGAUGAUAAAGGUGGCCUGAAGUCCUGGUGGAACCGGAUGUCAAAUCGGUUUCGUAAGCUGAAGCUAACGCACACACUGAGGCAUGGGCUCUCUCCCAAUCGCUUAGCUCCUUUCCCUGAUGACCAAGAGGUUCCACUGGAUGCCACUAUGAAGGCGGAGCGUAGGCCGGACUCAAACAGCUCUGAUCCCAGUGGUACAGUGGCACCCUCUGCUGGAGCUGCUAUCAAUGACAUCACCAUUGCAUGGACUGCUAAGAGCAAAGACAGUGGUCUUGGCAGAACCAGCAGUGAGAAAGAUGACUUUGUGAUUACCACAAUGCUAAGAAAUGGUGCACCUCUGACCCGCUUGCCCAAUGACAAGCUUAAGGCAGUCAUCCCACCCUUCCUACCGCCGUCCAACUUUGAGCCAUGGAACUCCGACCGCUCACGGGUGAUGAAAGAGGGGGGCAAGACCAGUGAGCAGCCUCGCCUGCCCAUGCCUCAGAGACCCAGCAAAGCCAACUUCAGCAGCAGUGGAAACUCUGAUAUUACAUCCAUAAGUCGAGUAGUGAGUAGAUCCAUGAAGUUUCCCAGCAUCAGUAAAGUGCCAUCUUCCUCCCCUUCCAACUCGGGAAAUUAUAACUCUCCUCACUCAUCUGGGGGAUCCAACGGAGUAGGAGGAGUCAACCGCCAUGCAUCAGACUCUCACAACCGCUCAGGAGGCAGUGCAUCUGACAGUGUGCUGUCUCAAAUUGCUGCCCAGAGGAAGAGGGCUGCAGGCCUGCUUGAUGUUAAAGCUCCGGCUCCAGAGGCAUCCAGCCCUGCUCCCACGCCCCUGCCAACAGUGCCUGAUACUAGCCUCCCCAGCCUCCAGAGCAACCCCAGCCUGGUGGCUAGUGACUUCCACUCCAGACGGAAGGUGGACCUAAAGAAGAGGCCGCAGUCUGGGAAUUCUUCCACGUCCAAGAGCACAUCCCCCACCCUGACCCCAUCUCCCUCCCCGACCCCGAAACCUCCCACUGGGGACACGCUUUCUUCAGCAUCCUCCCAGCCACGUUCCAAAAGUAGUGGUGGAUCCAGCAGUGGCACCAUUACUGAUGAGGAUGAGCUGUCAGGGAUCCUGAGAAAACUUUCUCUGGAAAAAUAUCAGCCCAUCUUUGAAGAACAGGAGGUAGACAUGGAGGCCUUUUUGACUCUGACUGAUGGAGAUCUGAAAGAGUUGGGGAUUAAAACAGAUGGACCCAGACAGCAGAUCUUAGCAGCCAUUUCUGAACUUAAUGCUGGCAAGGGGAGAGAGAGACAAUUACUGCAGGAAACUAUCCAUAAUUUCCAGUCUUCUUUUGGGAGCAGUGCCAGUAACCACCGACCGGCAGGCUGUUCACGUUCUCCAACAGGUUGGGCCAGGCAUCAACUUCACACCCCUAACAAGAGGUAACACCUAGCCAGAUGAGGAAUGCCAGAAUGGAGUGUUCUCACAGUGCUGGUUUCAGAACUUUGAGUUCUGUCAGUGUUCCAGUUUUUAUUCAAAUUGUGAAAGGCAGUGCUGAAAAAGGAGCUACUGAAAGAUCUAACUUUUCUGACAAUGUACAACCAGACUACUUGCAUUGUCCUAUCCAGACCAACCACCAGAGGGCACUGAAGUGUCUCAGAUGACCUGAACUGGCAAGCUUGGUUAAGCAGUCAUGUCAGGGCUUCUAAAAAUACAUGCACGUCUUAUUUGGGUCAAGAAUGUGUGUUUUUUUCCCCCCUUUUCAGUGAUUGAGCUGUUAGAUGAUGUGUCUAAGGCCAAAUGAGGGAAAAUGAAAGAGGUUUUUAUGAAUCAUGCUUUUAGUUCAUGUGAGCAGUCAGUAAGGUCAUGAUGAGGAGCACUGUCAUGCAGUAUUAGACUGUUUCAUGGAGUUCAUUUUGGUUAUCUUUAAAAUUUGUAUGGUUCAUGUUCAAUGUCCAGUUAACAUUUUUCAAGAAACUGGUGGUACUUACUGGGGAUGAUUAUUGUUAGGCCAUUCACAGUAUAUAAAGUUAUAAACUAAAAGGUACAAAUGAUUACAAAUUUUUGCCAAUGUAUGCCAAAACAUAUAAAACUUAUAAAUCUGCUUGUUUACAGUAUAAAUGAAUACAUAUCGACACAUGCUUUAGUAUAGUGAUACACUGCAGUAUUUAAAUUUUAAAGAAAUUAGUGUUCUGCAUCUAUGUUUACUAGGAUUUUUUGGAAAAAUGCUUCAUAGUAGAUUUGGAUAUUAGUGUAAAAGCUGCACGAUGAGCAGAUCACAGACAAAUCAUUCAUAGACUGCUGAUGUUAACUUGUCAGAGGUGGAUCAUUCAUCAUAUCUUCUGUUUUAAUGUGCAGUUACUUUGUAUUUUAUAUGUAUCUCAUAGUAUCUCAGAUUAUUAUGAUUGUAAAGUGUAUGAUGUAUUUAUGAAGGCCGUGUAGUAUAGUACAUUGUAGUAUUACAAUGGACUACAAUUUUACAGGAUUACAAUUUGUUUGUGUUGUCAAAAAAAAGUGUGCAGCACUUUAUACCUGUCACAAUAUAAAGAAAAUGCUUUAAUUUGUUAAAAAAAAA
Molecule: messenger RNA, 3880 nt
Organism: Colossoma macropomum (tambaqui)
Lineage: Eukaryota; Metazoa; Chordata; Actinopteri; Characiformes; Serrasalmidae
Product: ankyrin repeat and SAM domain-containing protein 6-like
Exons: 16
Coding region: 1-2751 (916 amino acids)
Biological process (GO): innate immune response
Cellular component (GO): cytoplasm
Molecular function (GO): protein binding
Source: RefSeq, a predicted model, not a curated record